GGCCCAGUCCCGCCAUUGCAAACCUGGGCUUACGACACUCCAUUAUUGCGGUUCCGAAUGCAUCAAAACGCGUUCAAGAAUUCAUUAACAGAAGGUUUUACGUUGAUGAUGGCUUGGGCAGCACUUCAACUGUCACAGAAGCUAUUCAGAUCCUCCAAGAAGCAAGGACUAUACUAAAGAGUUUUAACAUCAAUCUUCAUAAAAUUGCUUCAAACGAGCCUGCCGUUCUUGCAGCUUUUCCUGUGAGUGAUAGAGCUUCCGAACUAAUAGAUAUUGACGUUGCAGACGCACCUCUUCAACGAACUUUGGGAGUUGCCUGGAAUGUGAACGAAGACAAUUUCUCAAUUAAAGUCGACAUCCCCGAUCGACCCUUCACUCGCCGAGGAAUAUUAGCAGUAAUCAACUCCCUGUAUGACCCUCUUGGGUUUGUAACCCCAGUGGUACUCGUGGGAAGGAAAAUUCAAAGAGUAGUGUUGGGACUGUCAACGUCGAACGCAGGGGGUGAGGACUCAAGUGUAUGGGACGAGCCUCUCCCUGAAGAAUAUCUCGACCGUUGGAAAAAAUGGUUGGAGGGUCUCUCCGAUCUCAAAACAAUUGCCAUCCCUCGAGGGUUUAUCCCUAAAAAUUUUGGAGAAGUGAGGCAACGUCACCUUCACGUAUUUGCAGAUGCAUCACAGGACGCCAUUGGGCACGUCUUGUACGUUCAAUCAUUUGGAGAUUUGGACAGAGUCCAUAUCUCAUUUCUUUGCGGUAGUUCAAAGGUAUCGCCCAGAUCGGUCUCAACUAUUCCUCGUUUGGAGCUCUGUGCGGCCCUCGAGGCCUCUUCGUCGGCGUGUCAAAUUCUGGAAGAACUCACUGUAAGUUUUGACUCAGUGACCCUCUACACUGACAGUCUGAUUGUUCUUGGCUACAUUCGCAAUGUAGAGAAGCGUUUCAGCAGAUACGUAUCGAGAAGGUUAUCAGCAAUCCUGUCAAUGACGAAAUCAGAGCAAUGGAAGUAUGUCGAAACCAAAAUAAAUCCGGCCGAUAUUGCCACCCGGGGCAAGGAUCCAACCUCCUUGGCCAAAACGGAUUGGUUUUCUGGACCUGCCUUCUUGUGGUCCCGGAUGCCCCGGAGCAUUUUCCCCGAGCCUGCACUCCCAUUGAAUUUGCCUGAGUGUGAAAAGAACGAAGAGACAUGGGUUUAUGCGAUUCGUCAGGUGGAACCCCCCCUUUUGGGCGAUCUAGCAGCGAGGAUAUCGUCUUGGCCAAGGCAAUUGAACUUGGUCGAAGCUCUAUUAAAGAUCUGCCAUGAUUGGUUAACACGAGCGAGAUCGAAGUUGCUUCAAGAUUCUUCAGCUGCUGUCACAUUCUGUUCGUCUAGAGAGACGGCAAGGAUUCUACUUUUAAAAGACGCCCAGUCUUCAUGUUUUAGAGACGUAAUAACGACGAUCAAAACUGGGAAGCCCCUCCCCUUUCACAGCUCGCUUUCCAAACUUUGUCCAAUAUUGGAUCCGUCAGGAUUGCUCAGAGUGGGGGGACGGUUGAAACAAUCAUCAGAGGCAUUUGAUCGAAAGCAUCCUAUUCUGGUUCCCGACAAACAUCCAAUUCACCAGGCCAUCCUCGAACACUACCACCUGAUGUCAAAGCACCAAGGACGACAUUUAACCCAUGCUUCGGUUCGUUCAGCGGGUUACCACUUGGAAAAGGGAAGACAACGCAUUCGAACACUUUUAGCUGGAUGCGCCACUUGCAGGAAACUUCGAGCAAGACCUGAGGAACAGGUCAUGGCCAACUUACCAUCGGACCGCUUGGCUUGCACUCCUCCUUUUACCCACACCGGUCUUGACGUGUUUGGACCUUUCCUUACUCACAACGGACAUUCAACUAGACGAUCUCAGGCGGUGCACAAGAAUUGGGUGUUACUUUUCACGUGCUUAGUCUCAAGAGCAAUCCAUGUGGAAAUUCUACCCGCUAUGAACACAUCGACAUUCCGAAAUGGCUUACGACGAUUUUUAGCCAUACGUGGGGAAUGUCAAAUUAUUCGAAGUGAUCAGGGUUCGAAUAUCAUCGGAUCAUUAGGUCAAGAUCCAAAAUUAAACUUCGAGGACCUCCGAAAAGGGCUCAAAAUCAAAGGGUGCGAGUGGAUUCUCAAUCCCCCUCACGCUUCCCACUUCGGUGGCGUGUGGGAGAGAAAAAUCGGAUCUCUACGGCGAGUUCUCGAAGCAACUCUAUCUCUGUCUGGACCGCGCAGCCUAUCCUAUGACGAAUUCUGCACACUCUUGGCCGAAGCAACUGCUAUUGUAAAUUCGACACCAUUGACCGACAUCUCUUAUGAUCCAAAUGAUCCAUUUCCUCUGUCUCCCUCGUCUCUUCUGAACUUGAGAGAAGAUCCUUCGUUUCAAAGUUUAGACGUUUUCUCAAAAGAAGACCUCCUAGCUUAUGGUAAACGGCGAUGGCGUCGUGUUCAGUAUCUCUCCGAGCAAUUUUGGAUUAGAUGGAGAGGGGAAUACUUGCAAGACUUGCAAACUCGACGAAAAUGGCUACGUCCUAAACGGUCCCUGAAAGUGGGUGAUAUUGUGAUUUUGAAGUCGAAAUCGGAAAAGAGAAUGUCUUGGCCGUUAGGCAGAAUCGAGCAAGUGCGGGUUAGUCUCGACGGUCAUGUCCGGUCCGCCAUCGUUAAAACAAUAGAUACCACCACCAAGAUGUCUUCCAAGCCCAGAUUUUUUGAAAGGCCGAUUUCUGAAAUCGUGCUUCUAGUUCCUUCAAAUGACGGGUAGAUGACCCCGUCAUUGCGGGGAGUGUGUCGUUGAUCAAGCUCAAUAUCCAAGUGAGACGUUCCCGCCUUUUUUUGAACAUUUUUCUGUGGAAGAGUCAUCUCGUGGAGUAAAGUUGAACUUGUAUCGCGCCAAUAUUGUCAAAAUACGUAAACAAACAGACACGUGGUUCCACUGCAAAUUUACAUUAAUAUAUCUCGUUAUCCUAUAAGCAGGAGUUUUCGUGUGUUUUAUUGUUAUCUGGCUGUCCCUGUGUUCUCGGCUGAAUGCACUCAG
This is a messenger RNA of Tigriopus californicus, 3032 nucleotides long. RefSeq lists its product as uncharacterized. Gene Ontology annotation, molecular function: nucleic acid binding. The transcript has a single exon. Bases 975 to 2759 code for a protein of 594 amino acids. Gene Ontology annotation, biological process: DNA integration. The record is from RefSeq and is a predicted model, not a curated record. NCBI's taxonomy places the organism in Eukaryota, Metazoa, Arthropoda, Copepoda, Harpacticoida, Harpacticidae.